AUGGAACACUCCCUAGUUGUGACAAGUUAUGGGUCCCGUUCCGAUAUGUUCAAAUAAGCUAGUCGCUUUCUCUGUGUCCUUUACUUUUCUUGUCUUUUUUAUCUUAAGUCUAGAGUUAUCAUUUAAAUAAGGAUGGAGUUAGAUCAGUUUUGUCCGUGUGUCUACAUUUGGCGAAAGCGGUGCGGAGAGACUACGUUUUAGGUUUUCGAAGAACGAGUUGGAACGUGACAGGAAGUCGUACUGAUGAGGAAGAGGCAGGUGGCGGGAACAGCUAAAACCGCGAGUUGGAGUGCUGCAACUUUGUCAACAUAAACAACCAGUGAAAGCGGUGUUUGUGGCGCAGCACCGAUUUAGUUUUGUUAUAAUAUCAAGAAAUUAAGAAGAUAUCACUAAUAGCUGGAGCAGGCCAGGCAUGAGUGGAGCACACCUGGACGAAUGGCAGAGGAGGUCCUUUGACAUUUCAUCUGGCAGCUGUACACCUGAACAGACGGCCGAUGCCUACCGGGCCCACAUCCUCUCCAUUCAGUAUGCAUGGGCAACCUCCCAGCUCUCUCAGGCCGGCGCGGCCAGCCUGCUCAGGACCUACUCGGAGCGCUACGCCGCGGUGCUGGACUCGGACGACUCCCGCACGGGGCUCAACAACUAUGCAGAGAGCGCGCUGCAUUUGGCCCGCAGUCAGAGGAACCACAGCGACAAAUGGGAGUCGUCCCUGACCGUGGAGAGUGUGCUGGAGCUGCCCUGCGUGCAGAGGAUGAUUCAGGCGGGGACCAAGGGAGGAGGGUCCCCUGUGGCACCAGCAGAUGUUAACAUAUCUGUGGGACAAGAGAGCAGAGGCAGCUCCCUGUCUGUCCCCUUUACCAGAGUCAGGUCAGAGGCUGUAGGACCACCACAGCCGAAAACAGAGGUUAACAACAGUGCUAGUAAUCCAAGAGGCUCUGAGGGGAUCUCAACUAAUCCAUUCCCCCGAGCUCCACCCCGACCACAGCCCCUCUUUAGUCACCCUUCGUCAGUCCCUCCACAGGGGAACCCUGGCCCUGCAGGUGCCACACAAAAUCACCAGCCCUGCUCCUUCCCCACCUCCAAUCCAUCUAAGCGGAAGAAUUUUUACACCCCAGACGGAGGAGGUCAAGCAGCCACUGACCCAAGACCUGGAGGCGCCUUCAAAUCGGCUCGCGAGCAGUUCAUCGUCGACCAACAGAAAAAACAUUCCCAUCAGCCCCAGAGAGGCGCAACCCCUGGGAUGGAAGCGCCUGUGAAAAAAUCCCUGGGUGCUCACAGGCCCAGAGGCGCAUUUUCUAAAUUUGUGUCGCCUCUGCCACGUCAGGAGGAAGAGGAAGCUGUGACGAGCCGUAACUCUAACCAGGAGCCUCAGAUCCUGGACGAGCGUCUGAAGAACUUUGAGCCAAAGAUAAUUGAGCUGAUUAUGAGUGAGAUCAUGGACCACGGGCCUCCUGUGGCCUGGGAUGACAUAGCAGGACUGGAGUUCGCCAAGACCACCAUAAAGGAGAUUGUGGUUUGGCCCAUGCUGCGUCCUGACAUCUUUACCGGCCUUCGCGGUCCCCCCAAAGGCAUCCUUCUCUUUGGACCCCCAGGAACUGGAAAGACUCUGAUAGGAAAAUGUAUCGCUAGUCAAUCAGGUGCCAUGUUUUUUAGCAUCAGCGCUUCAUCGCUCACCUCCAAGUGGGUGGGUGAAGGGGAAAAGAUGGUGCGAGCCCUGUUCACCAUCGCCCGCUGCCACCAGCCCGCCGUCGUCUUCAUCGACGAGAUUGACUCGCUGUUGUCCCAGCGGACGGACGGGGAGCACGACUCGUCCCGCAGGAUAAAAACAGAGUUCUUGGUUCAGCUGGACGGGGCCACCACAUCCGCCGAGGACCGCGUCCUGGUGGUUGGCGCCACCAACCGGCCUCAGGAUUUAGACGAGGCAGCCCGUCGACGCCUGGUGAAGAGGUUGUACAUCCCCCUGCCUGAAGCGGCCGCCCGUCGGCAGAUUGUGACGAACCUCAUGGCUCGAGAGAAGAACCAGCUGAAAGAGGAGGAGCUGGAGAGCGUGGUAACGGCCACAGAGGGCUUCUCUGGUGCAGACAUGACUCACCUGUGUCGAGAGGCAGCGCUGGGUCCUGUACGCAGCAUCCACCUCAGCGACAUCGCCACUAUCACCGCAGAGCAGGUGCGACCGAUCCUCUACGCCGACUUCCUGGAGGCCCUGAGGACUGUCCGACCCAGCGUCUCGUCUAAAGACCUGGACCUGUACAUGGAGUGGAAUAAGACUUUUGGAUGUGGCCGCUGAAAACUGAAGUUCCUCCCCCUCUGUUAAAGUUAUGGACGUUAUUUUGGAAACUGAGCCGAGAAAAAAUGUUGAAUAUUUUCCGCUGUGCACACGGAGGGUGUGGACGGUGAUAGUUUUCUGCCUUCAGCUGCAUUAAAUAGAAAAUUAAAGCCAUAAACUUUUUACAGUUAUCCUCACUCACAGUAAUAUUUGUGGCGAGAGAAUGAAAGACAGUUUCUGUGUGGAGAAAUUCCUCCGCAGAUUGUUCCCAGCAGUUUACAUUAUGCAUUCAAAUUACUCUCAGAAGUUUUGCUCAGAUACUAAUGUUGUUGUUUUGUGCUUUUAGGAUAAAGUUAGAUUCACUCCCACCCAUGUCUUUGCUUUAGUUUGUUUACAACAUCCUCUUUUUUCUGAAUUAAUAAAAUGUAGCAGAGUUUG
Molecule: messenger RNA, 2704 nt
Organism: Lates calcarifer (barramundi perch)
Lineage: Eukaryota; Metazoa; Chordata; Actinopteri; Centropomidae
Gene: fignl1
Product: fidgetin-like 1
Exons: 2
Coding region: 413-2287 (624 amino acids)
Molecular function (GO): ATP binding; ATP hydrolysis activity; microtubule severing ATPase activity
Source: RefSeq, a predicted model, not a curated record